Staurois parvus is the source of this 329-nucleotide messenger RNA. The record is from the annotation of a GenBank genome assembly. NCBI's taxonomy places the organism in Eukaryota, Metazoa, Chordata, Amphibia, Anura, Ranidae.
CACACUGCGCAGGCGCGAGAUCGCUCCUUCUUCACACUGCGCAGGCGCGAGAUCGCUCCUUCUUCACAAUGCGCAUGUGCGAGAUCGCUCCUUCUUCACACUGCGCAGGCACGAGAUCGCUCCUUCUUCACACUGCGCAGGUGCGAGAUCGCUCCUUCUUCACACUGCGCAGGCGCGAGAUCGCUCCUUCUUCACACUACGCAGGCGCGAGACCGCUCCUUCUUCACACUGCGCAGGCGCCAGAUCGCUCCUUCUUCACACUGCACAGGUGCGAGACCGCUCCUUCUUCACACUGCGCGGGAGUGAAAACGGGAAGUGCAUGCUGGAUA